Messenger RNA from Misgurnus anguillicaudatus (oriental weatherfish), 6227 nucleotides. It is a transcript of the gene sema3gb, whose product is annotated as sema domain, immunoglobulin domain (Ig), short basic domain, secreted, (semaphorin) 3Gb. Gene Ontology annotation, molecular function: chemorepellent activity; semaphorin receptor binding. Lineage: Eukaryota; Metazoa; Chordata; Actinopteri; Cypriniformes; Cobitidae. The record is from RefSeq and is a predicted model, not a curated record. Gene Ontology annotation, biological process: axon guidance; semaphorin-plexin signaling pathway; neural crest cell migration. Gene Ontology annotation, cellular component: plasma membrane.
CACUGACACGGCUGGCUGGUUUUAAUAGGGAGGUAGCGGAGAGAGGGCGAGGUACAGCACAACACAUGCGACACCUGCAAGCACUUGACUGGACUACUAAAGAGACUGUGGACUACUAACGGAUUAAGAUAAUAUUCCCAAAUGAUGACGAUGCGUAACGAAAUGUGAAAGUUGUUUAUUUUAAGUUAUUUACAAAGGCUAUCCGGUUCAUGGACAUUGUACUUAAACUGCGACGUCUGGAAACUUUAGCAACUCGGAGAAAAACAAAAAGCGAUACAAGCUUACAGACAAAUGGACACUGACGCGUUUACUUGCGUUUUGCUACUGUUUUGUUAAUAUCGGACAGCUGUGUGCCACGGAAUGUAACAUCUGCCCACCUUAAGUUACCUGGACUCAAAUCUCAGUGGGUUGACUGCUGUCAUUAUGAUAACCGUGAUGCAAACCCUGCUUCUCCUCAUGAGUUUGUGUGUAUGGGGUUGUCAUGGCAACACCCGCACUACACCCCGGGUGCACCUGUCAUAUAAAGAGUUACUAGAGACGAAAACCAUACGGCCGUUCAGUUUUUCCUUCAACACCAGUGACUACCGAAUCCUUCACAUGGACCAAGACCAAGGCCGACUCUACCUGGGCAGCCGUGAAUAUGUGGUCUCACUGGACAUGCAAAAUGUUAACAAAGAACCCCUUAUUAUUCACUGGCCAGCGACAACACAGAGAAAGGGGGAGUGCAAAUUAACUGGCAAAGGUGGACAGGGUGAGUGCGCUAACUUUGUGCGCUUGAUCGAGCCGUGGAACAGGACUCACCUGUAUACGUGUGGCACAGGAGCUUAUAAACCCAUCUGUACUUUCGUCAAUCGAGGCUGGAGAGCUGAGGAGUAUCUCUUCCGACUUGUUCCUGGAUAUGUUGACUCUGGAAAGGGAAAGUCUCCGUAUGAUCCCCGCCAGGAAAACGCAGCAGCUCUGAUCAAUGGGAAUCUGUAUGCUGGGGUACACGUGGAUUUCAUGGGUACAGAUCCAGCCAUCUUCAGAACUUUAGGGGACCGACCCGCUGUCAGAACAGAGCAGUAUGACUCCCGGUGGCUUAACGAGCCUGUGUUUAUAAAAAUCCAGAAGAUUCCAGACAGCGCGGAGAAGAACGACGACAAGCUUUACUUUUUCUUCCGGGAAAAGAGCUUGGACGCAUCGGGAGGCAGCGCACCGAGCGUUCUCGCUAGAGUGGGCAGAGUCUGUCUGAAUGAUGAUGGAGGCCAAAGGUCAUUGGUGAAUAAGUGGACAACGUUCCUCAAAGCACGACUCGUCUGUUCUGUCAUUGGUGCCGACGGGGUUGAGACUUACUUUGAUGAACUGAGAGAUGUUUUUAUACAGAGGACACACGAUGAGCGUAACCCCAUCGUGUAUGCUGUGUUCUCCACAGCUGGCUCUGUUUUUAAAGGUUCGGCUGUGUGUGUGUACUCUAUGGCUGACAUCAGAAAUGUCUUCAAUGGGCCUUUCUCUCACAAACAUGGUCACAACUACCAGUGGACUCCUUACACUGGUAAAAUCCCCUACCCUCGACCAGGGACUUGUCCCGGAGGAACCUUCACGCCUGAUCUCCACACCACUAAAGCUUUCUCAGAUGAAGCUGUAAAUUUUGUCCGUGCCCACCCUCUGAUGUAUCAACCCAUAUACCCGAUACACAAACGCCCUCUGGUGGUCAGGACUGGUGUUGACUACCGCUUUACCACAAUUGCUGUGGACCUGGUGGAUGCUGUGGAUGGAAGAUAUGAGGUGCUUUUCCUGGGCACAGAUCGGGGAACAGUACAGAAAGUGAUAGUCUUACCAAAAGACAUUAGCACAACAGAGGAGCUUGUUUUAGAAGAGGUCGAAGUUUUUAAGACACCAGCAGCUGUCAAAACUCUGAAGAUUUCUACUAAAAGGCAACAGUUGUACGUGUCAUCAGAAAGGGGUCUUACCCAGGUGUCCCUGCACAGGUGUGCUGUUUAUGGUAAGGCCUGUUCGGACUGCUGUCUGGCCAGAGAUCCAUACUGUGCCUGGGAUGGAGAAACCUGCUCUGCUUUCACCCCAGCUACAAAGAGGAGAAGCAGGAGGCAAGAUAUCAAACAUGGAGAUCCAUUACGACAGUGCCGGGGCUUUAACGCUAAAGUAGAGAAGCGUCUGAGGGAGACGGUGCAGUUUGGAGUCGAAGGCAGCAGCACGUUUCUGGAGUGCCAGCCGAGGUCUCCUCAGGCCACAGUCAAAUGGCUUUACCAGAAAGACGGCAAGCGGAAAGCACUUAAUCGAGAUAAAGAAAUCUUGAAGACAGGUCACGGCAUCCUGAUGAAAUCUCUCACCCAAUCGGAUGCCGGUCUCUACCAGUGUCUGGCAACCGAGAACAACUUCAAACACACCGUGGCUCGCAUCUCUCUUCGGAUCCUGGACCGAGAGAUCGUCGAUGCGCUAACUGAGACGGACAUCCCCGUAGAACCAGAUCACCGUCGCCAUCAUUCCCAUCAUCACCCUCCACCCCCGCCCCCGCCUCUCCAGACCCUCCCACCCCCUCUCCAGUCCCACCCACAACCAGAGGUGCGUCUCAUCAACCAGUACUGCCAGUCCUACAGGCAACAGAUACAAAGCCAGGCUCACAAACCCAAGAGGAACAACCGCCGGCACACCGGUGAACAGGAAGAGGAGGAACCACAGGAUCAGUGAGUGGAAAAGCAUCUGGACACCACCAGUUCAUCCUUUGACUUUGUCCCAUUCACUGUGUGAACAAUGUGUCUCUCAUCACAUCAUUUAUUUGUUUGACUUGUUCAAUUAGAACGUUUUGACGUACAGUACCUCUCCCAACCAGUUCCUGUCUGGAUGUGACAUGCAUAGCCCCUCAUUUGUACUAUGUUGAGGUUUGAACAACACAGUGGUUAAAACAACUGCCAAUAAAUUCCUAAAAUAUCCAGCUAAACCAGCAAAACUACUGCCAUAUUAUGUAAAAUAUAAGCUAUUCCCACUUAAGGUUGCAUAGAUGACUUUAGUGUAAAUAUUAUUAGACAUCAAAUAAUAAUAAUAAUAUAGAAAAGUAUUUAAGAUAACACAGUAUGGCUUAUCUAAACCCCCCAGACCAGAAAAUACAGUAGUGGAAAGGCAGAAGAGGAUCUUUUGGAGACAGCGUUUGACCUGAGGAUUAUAGGAAUAACUUAUAUUAUAUAGACUGUUAAUACGUUUAAUGACCAUUGAAGUUGGUCAACUCUUCUUGAAAUUUACAAUUUUGAUAUUGUUUGUAGAAUAUCAAGUCUUGAUCCACGACAGAAAUGACAAACCUACAACUAAAAUGAGCAACUUUCAUUCUGCACGCCAAACAAUGUUGGUGCAUUGGUUUCAAAAUUUAAAGGUGCAGUGUGUAAAUUCUAGCGGCAUCUAGUGGUGAGGUUGCGAAUUGCAACCAAUGUCCCAGUCCACGGCUCACUCCUCGCUUUUGAAACACAUAGAGAAGCUACGGUAGCCACCACAGGACAAACAUGUCAUCGUCGGAGACAACUUAGUAAAAAAGUUUGUCCGUUAAGGGCUUCUGUAGAAACAUGGCGGCACAAAAUGGUGACCUCCAUGUAAGGGGGCCCUCGGUGUAUGUGCAUAAAAACGUCUCAUUCAAAGGUAAUAAAAAUAUAAUGGUUCAUUAUGAAAGGUCUUCAUAAACCACUGAUAUUAUAGUUAUGUAUAUUAUAUUGCAUUUCUGCCAAGAGAGCCUCCUAAAAGUUACACACUGCACCUUUAAAUAAUCAAAAUGAAAUUGGAAAUCAUAACUGUUGGUCUGUAGAUUUAAAGGGAAAACAUAUUAUUAUGGUUUUAAACAACCAGGACUAAUUUCACUAACUGCAAUGUGAUUUGAUAAUUGCCAGAAAAGGUAAAGGUUUUCUAAGAACAUGACUGUGGACCAAAAUAAAAGUCAUGACGAUUUAGUAUUUGUAAAACAAAAAAGAUUUCAUAGGUAUUGUUGAUCAAAAUUUUUCUCUUCUGAUAAAUAAAGUCAGACAUGCUAUUUUAUAAGCUUUAGUAUGGAGUAUAAUUUGGGAUACUUUGCCAAUUUUUUGCAAUUUGUUUAUUCUCAAACCACUAUAAGCAAGCUGAUCUUUUCUUCUGUAUACUGCUGUAUAUAGGCAUAAAACCAAGCUUUUCAGUCUGAUCUCCGCUGUCUUUGACUGUGGACUAUUACGAUAGUCGGACCACUAAGCACAUUCUCACUGAGCAUUGCUAUAAACCAUAAUCAGCUUUGCUGUAUUUUGUAUUCCAUGAUUUGUUAAUGGUAAAAUGUGGUCAGAUUUUUGCUUGUGUAUACACGGUAUCUGUGCUUUUUGUUGUGUGGCAAUGACACAUGUAAAUAGAAAAUGAGUGUUCAGAGAGUCACUAGUCAGGAUUAACUCAUUUCUUAUAUUCCUCAUCUCUCCUGUGACCCCCCCAUACCAUACAACAUAUUUAUUGUAAGAGUGUACAUAUUCAUGUAAGUUGUGCUCUUUGGUGAUGGGACAGGGCUGGUUUCGGUGGAAAAUGUCAUUGUAUGUAUUGUUAAUAUUCUGGACCAGGGCACACAGAGAGAUGCUGAGAGAAAAGAGGUAGAUGUUUUUGGAACAGUGAUUGUAGCAGAUAUAAGAAGAGUUUUUGGAUAACUGUGGCAAAUGUUGUUUAACACAAUGUUGAUCAAAAGAUUAAUUUAUACAAAUGAAAUACUAUUGAUAAUGGUUUAAAUAAAAAACAAAAAAAGUUUUAACUUAAGGUUUUACUAAUUUUGGGACACAGUCAUCUGCAGAGUAUUUAAAGCCAGAAAUGUCUACCUUUUUCUAGCACUAUCCACAAUCUAAAAAAAGAAUGUGUUAUUUUUUUACACAGUUUGUGUCAUGCCAUUUAACACAUUUAUGUGUUAUUUCGUGUUAAAAUAAAUGAAAGGGACAACACAAGUUGUGUAAAAAAUAACACAAAAUGUGUUGUUACAAUAAUAACACAGAGAUGUGUUAGUUAGGGACAACACAUUUAAUGUCUAACACAGAAUGUGUUGUUUUUAACACAUCUGUUUUUAGAGUGCAUAAAAUAUCACUAGCACUGAAUAAACAGGACAGGGGUGAAGAAAAUUAUCUUCUGAAAACAUAAGGAGCUCAGAUGCAAAAGCCUCUAAAUGCCACAUCUGUCAAAAAUGAGAUCAUGAUAUUAACCAGUGGCGGCUCGUGACUGCGCAAAUUCAAAAUCGGAGUACAAAAAGAUGUAUUCGGAGUGUCAUGUGUGUUGCUCGUGUUUUCAAAAUAUGUUUUUGUUGCGCACGCGCCAAAACCGUUUAUGAUAAAAGAGAUGCUCACAUUCAGAAAAUACACGCAAGACACUCCCUUAACAGUAAACUCUGAUUACGCAUGAGAUUAUGCGAGUAUCUGGCAAACGCGAGCAUCUCUUUUAUCAUAAACCCGUAUCUGCAGCAGGCACUAAUUUUGACAAGACACAUGAUGUACUAGGUUCACUCGACGCGCAGAACACACAUUUUGCAAUUACGAACCACACACGUGACGGGCUACAUACAUGUUGUGACGAACUUUGCAUCGUGCGCCCUCGAAAGAAGUCACCGGCCGCGACUGAUAUUAACCGAAUGCUUUCAGCAUGUAUUAUACAUUCAUCGAAAACUUUUGCUUCAAAUGGGCUUAAUCCCACCCUCAGGCAAUUCAGAAAUUCUGGUUUAUGGCAAAAUAUAUUAAGAGUCUGAUUAAAAAAUGCUCAUUUUGACAAGAAACAUGUCAGAGAGGGUUUUGCAUCUGAGCUCUUUAUAUAGUUUGUCCACUGAUUUCAGCAUCAUGACUUUAAGAGCCUGUUUCUCUUUAGGGAUAUUUAUGAUGACUAUCUAUAUAAAUAGUUCAAUAAAACAUUUGGUGAUUUUUACCCUAGACAUGUGGUGUGAACAUUUUCAAAUAAUUCAAAACCACAUUUUUUCCUAUUCAUGUAGAUGUUAUUGUGCAGAAUGAUACCCAGGUAAAAUUCAACACCACAUAAAGUUUAUUGUCCUGUUGUGUUUUUAUGGUGUUGGUUAUCGAGCUAAACAGAUUUGUCCUAACUACGUUUGCUUCCUGAAUAUUUCCUCUUUGUAUUCCCAGACAUUUGUGUAGUUUUAUCUUAAUGUGAUUAUUUGUGAUAAAUAUUAUUUUAUUAUGGUAUUGAAGUAUGGUUGGGAGUUCUAAUAGGUGUUUUUUAAAGCAAUAACAAUAAACUGCUGUUUUUGUUUUUAACCA